Fundulus heteroclitus (mummichog) is the source of this 2326-nucleotide messenger RNA. RefSeq names its product solute carrier family 47 member 1 (gene slc47a1). Gene Ontology annotation, cellular component: membrane. Bases 52 to 2007 code for a protein of 651 amino acids. The record is from RefSeq and is a predicted model, not a curated record. The transcript has 17 exons. Gene Ontology annotation, biological process: xenobiotic detoxification by transmembrane export across the plasma membrane. Gene Ontology annotation, molecular function: antiporter activity; xenobiotic transmembrane transporter activity. NCBI's taxonomy places the organism in Eukaryota, Metazoa, Chordata, Actinopteri, Cyprinodontiformes, Fundulidae.
GUUGCUCUGUAACUUUCCUUCACUCUCCUGUCUUCUUUCCCCCGGGCUUGAAUGGAGAAGCCGGGCUCUCUGGAACCUGCACCCCCCUUGCCGGGUGCAGAGCCCGUUGCUGGGGUUCAUGUUGCCAAAAUGGAAGUGCCUCCUGUGGAUGAGGGGGCAAAACCUGCCAGCUCCAAACUGUUUUGGUGUGCAUGUGUGAAGCGCUGGCUGCCACUGGCCUACAGAGAAGAACUUUACCACAUCUUACGGCUCACAGGGCCCCUGCUGCUGUCCCGGGUUCUGAACUUUCUCCUGUCCUUUGUUAACACCAUUUUCUGUGGUCACAUUGGAAAUGCAGAGCUGGCUGGAUAUGCCCUUGCCUCGGCGACCAUAACUGUGACCACAGUUGCACCAGGCUAUGGCCUUACGAUGGCUUGUGACACCCUCAUAUCUCAGACAUACGGCGGCAAGAACAUGAAACGUGUGGGAGUUAUUCUACAGAAAAGUACCCUGAUCCUGCUGCUGUUUUGUCUGCCCUGUUGGGGUCUCCUCAUCAACUCUCACAAUUUACUGCUUCUCCUCCACCAAGAGCAUGAAGUGGCCCGAAUAGCCUACCUUUAUGUGAUGGCGUUUCUUCCUGCUGUUCCCGCUAUGUUUUUGCACCAACUGCAGGUCUCCUAUCUACAAAACCAGGGCAUCAUUCUACCUCAGAUGUACACGGCUGCUGUGGCCAACAUUUUUAACCUGGGGAUCAACUAUCUCCUUAUUCAUGCGCUCGACCUGGGUGUAAUUGGAUCGGCAGUGGCCAACAGCCUUUCUCAGAUCAUCAUUUGCCUUCUGUUGUUUGGCUACAUCAGGUGGAAGAAGCUGUAUGAGCAGACAUGGGGAGGCUGGUCAACUGAAUGUCUGCAGGGCUGGGACUCCUACAUGAAGCUGGCUGUUCCAAGUGCGUUCAUGAUCUGUUUUGAGUGGUGGGUCUGGGAGGUUGGAGGUUUUCUUGCAGGUUUGCUCGGGGAAGAAGAUCUGGCUGCUCAGCAUGUGAUGGUAGAAAUAGGAGCCAUAACAUACAUGUUUCCUUUAGGCAUCCACGUUGCAGCCUGUGUUCGUGUUGGGAAUGCUCUGGGGGCCGGCAACACAUCCAGAGCAAAAAUCACCUGCAAAGUUGCUCUAGUUCUAUCAGGAGUGUUCGCUGUAUUACAGGCGUUCGUCCUUGCUGGCUCUAAGUCCGUCAUUGGCCACAUAUUCACCUCAGACGAAAACAUCGCAGGGCUCGUGUCAGAAAACAUGUCAGUUUACAUAUUUCUUCAGUUCCUUGAUGCAUUGCUGUGUGUCUGCACAGGAAUUCUUGUUGGAUGUGGGAUGCAGAAAGUUGCUGCCCUAUCAAACUUGGUGUUUUACUAUUUCAUCGGCUUACCUGUGGGAAUAGGACUGAUGUUUUAUGCACAGCUGAGAGUAUUAGGCUUGUGGCUCGGUCUCCUGAUUUGUGUCUUCAUUCAGACGAGCGUCUUCCUUAUACUGAUCUUUAGAGCUGACUGGAAAAAAGUGACGGAUAAGGCUCAAAGGCGAGCAGGGAAACCUGUGGUUGUGCCCCCAGUGCGUCCUGUUAGUACAGUUUUAAAUGAGGCCCUUUUACCAGAUGCCAUCGACUGCCCGGAUUCAGCCCAGGAAAAGAGUGAAACUGUUCUCAGAACAGAGGGCUACAGUCGUGUUAAUACCCAAGACCAGGAGCUGAGGGGGGCUCGUGAAUCAGAGGAAAACCACACGAAUGCUUCAGUAACUCUGAAUGAUGCUGAAAAGAGCAAAGAAUCUUCCGGCACCAAAGCUGCAGAGAAGCUCUCCACCUCUCAGCUGAUCAUGCGUCGGGGACUAACGGUGCUGCUUUUAGUUCUUAUAUUGAUCACAGGAGUCGCGUUCUACAUCGCCGUUCCUGUUCCAGAACCCCAGAGCGUGGCCAAUGUCACCUUAAGCUGGUUUAAUUUCUCAACUCCUACACCACUGAAUGCACUGAACCUGACAACAAUCUUGUAAGCUACUUGAAAUGAAUACACCUGCUGAUUGCACGAGGUUGUUGCACUGGCUCCAUCGUCAACAAAUGUCUCGUAAAAUGUCUUGGGUUGUGACCCUCUUGGUCUGUGGGUGCCUAGCUAGGCUGACAAGCCUCGGUACAAAUUGCUCGCAAACACACCAUGUAGAAAGUGCCAAAGCUGCAACGUGAUAAAUAAAACAUUAAGUAAUGAUAUUGUAUAUACCUGUUAUAAGUUUAAAUAAAAACAGAAAUACACCCACCACUUCAUAUUGUACUAUAUCGUAAGAAAUAUGUUUUUACAUAUUAAAAUCCUUUGCAAUA